Molecule: messenger RNA, 25207 nt
Organism: Porites evermanni
Lineage: Eukaryota; Metazoa; Cnidaria; Anthozoa; Scleractinia; Poritidae
Source: the annotation of a GenBank genome assembly
AUGGAUGGUCGAUAUUUUCAAGGCGAAGAAAUGAAUUUGUCCAGAGCGGAUAUCGACGUUAUGUUGCCCGCUCUCGAGAACUCAACUAAGAAAAAAUUCAACAAUUCUUUUUCUGCGGAACAGAGAAAGUAUGAGAAUUUGGAAAGGCAAAUUCAACGCGAACGUAAGGAUGUAAGCCAGCGACUAAUGUUGGAGAGAAAGGAUUUCAUGCGUAGUAAUCUAAUUUUAAAGGAACGAAUGAAACUCUCUUCGAGAAGAACUUCUACAAAAACAGAAAGACACGUUGAAAAACCCGUCGUGGAAGAGAAAGGGCACCCUGCUGAAAAGCGGCAAAAACAGUCGACCGUUUAUGCGGAGGAGAAAACUCAAUUACCUCGUUCGCCAUAUUAUUUUCCACCUCUAUACAAAAACGUCGAGAAGGGCUUGAGAGAAAUACACACAAGUCAAGCACAGAUGGACUUGGCAAAAAAAGAACCUGUAAACACUGAGACUAUUAAAAACUGCAGAUAUUUGCGGUUAAGCUCGGCGCAGCAGCGGCAAUUACAAAGCAACAAUUCUGUCCUCGAAUCUGAUGCUGAGGAGAGUUUACCGGCUGUUGACGGCUUCUUUAAUGACGAUCGUCCUUGUUGAAAUACAAACAUCUCUAUUCACGAUUAAUUGCAUAAGCUCUGAACCUAUCUGUUGGUUUGAUAAGAUAAACGUUCGAGUCCGGCCUCGGGAAAUAUUUUUAAUUAAUAGACUGAAGUCGCCAAUAUUCACUGAUAUACAAAAAGAAAAUGGAGCAUCAGCUGUUUGCAGUGGUUGACAUGUAUCAAUUAAUUUUUAACAUUAAACGUUCCUAUUAACCUAAGCUGGGGUAUUUUUUAGACCUUUUACUAUGAAAUUCAAGAAAAAAGUGAAAAAUUUCUUUUCGUAAUAUUCUGAAAAAAGCAACUAGUACCAUUCAAAGUGCUGCUCUUGUUGGAUUGUUAGAUUUUAUAUAUUUAGUAAAAUCAGAAAUUCAUAAGGGAUUGUUCAACCCCUUAUAAGUUUCUGGUAGAAUCCAACCAGUGGUCUAUUAUCAAUGCUGCGUUCUGAUUGGUUGAGCUUCUGCUAGGCUAUAUGUUAUAGCCCACUGGAAGCGAAAAGUGCUGGCUUCGAAAACCAAAACAAUGGCGCCUGAAUCGCGCUUUGCUAGCUACAGUUGUUUUGUCUCGAUAUUUUUGACCAAGUAGUUUGAUUUUACUAAAACAAUUAUUCCUCUCGCCGUCAUGGCCUCUUGAGUCAAUAGCCCGUUUGGCCUUCGGCCUCAUGGCCUAUUGACUCAUAGCCCAUUCGGGCUCUAGGGAUAAUUGUUAAAUAUGUAUAGGCAUGUAGACAUUGCAGGGUGCAAAGACAGUCACUUUUACCGCCUGCCAUUCAGGCAAGCUGAAGCUAACAUUUACUGGCCCAAACAUCAUUUCAACUAGCCCCAAAACGUUUUGAUGAGCAGAUUGAUUUCAUAAUUCUUCGGUAAUUUGGCCGGGUCAAAAAACUUCACUUGCCCGUCGGGCAAGUUGAUGACAGAAUUCACUAGCCCGAUAGCAAAAUCCACUAGCCCCGGGCUAUCAGACACUACCUUCUUUGCACUCUACAUUGACGCGUGCUGCUUUGAGCACGCGCUACAAUAAUAAAAUUUUAAUGAGUUAACUGCUACAUUGAUCGCUUUGAUAAUGUCAUAAAACAAUUAGUUCAUACUUCAACUGGGCGUAUGUCGAGAUACUGAGCACUUGGGACGUUUGGAGAGCACUCAAGAAGCUAGAGUUGCUCUGUGCUGCGCCUCGAGCAACUCUUAAGGUGGUUUUCCAUUGUCGCGUACUUUUUCCCUACCUACACACGUAAAUUUUACGCGCGUAAAUGAAAUGUAUGGAAGGUCACGCGUACACGUUAAAGUUGAACGUCGUGUAAAUUUUACGCGCGUAAAUAUAAUGUAUGGAAGGUCACGCCUACACGUUAAAGUUGAACGUCGCGUAACUUUUAAGUUUACGCGUGCCCUUCCAUACAUUGCGUCUAUUAUAUUUACGUGUGUACGCACGGAAAAAUACGCGACAGCUGAAAUCCACUCUAACGCCUCUUUCGUACUCUCCAAACUUCCCGCGUGCUCAAUAUCUCAACAUACGCACGCUGAAGUAUGAAAUUUUUGUACUUUUGUUUUUCACUUCGUAUUUGUCGUUUUUGCAUUUUCAAGUUAUUUUAAAUUUCUCUUCAAGUUCAUCUAUAAAAUUGCUGUGAGUCUGCAAAGUGUUAGUGAUUAAGCAUAUUUUUUUUCGUCCAAAAAUAUAUUACUGGCCCACUUGCUUUUAACCAUAGGAAAGAACUCAGAUGUCUAUAAAUGAACCUAAACAACAACUGGCUUGUUUAAAAUGAGAAUCUAAUGAGCAGUCUAUUUCUGAUCUGAAUUUCUGAUCCGCUAAAAUAAUUAGGAUUUGCUAUUGUUUUUAACAUGCCGUGGCAUGGUUGAUUGCGAAAUUAUUUUGCUAUACACUGGUCAUUGUUGAUAAAAUUUCAACAGGAACUGAAGUAUAAGCUGUUGUAAUGCAGCCAAUAAUUGCUAUUUACAUGUAAGACGUUGUCAAUCUGGUUGUAUUUUACUUUAAAGGAACUAGGUACACUUUUCAUGUAAUUCAAUAUAAAUGUUGUGCCGUUUUUUGCAUCAUUUUAGUUCGAGUUCUUUUGUUAAUUUGUCCGAGGGGUGUGAAGUUGUUGAGUUGCUCUUGCGCAGUUUGUAUUUAAACUGGCAUUUUAAAAAACGAUAUGGAAAAUGAAUAUAGGCUCUCACAGAGCAGCUGUUGGUAAUCGAGCCUAGAAUGAAUAUUGUAAUUCGUAAACAUUUUCAUUAACAAAUUUGUCUCAGAGAAACAUUAAUAAGAGAUAUUAACAGGAUUUUCAAAGCCGGACUUUCUCGGUUAGUGUUUAUGGGUUAUUUGUUCUUAGUGACUUCCAUUCUUUAAUUCUAAUCAUUUUUAAUUUCCUUCCUUUAGUAUGAACAAAUUACCUCAGCAUGCAGAUUACGGAAAUAUGUUUAAGUCGCUUACAGGGUUUUUUGCUAUCUGGUUUACUAAAUUGACUUAGCUCUAAAUGAAAUAGUUUUUAUUUAUCAAAUCAUAUCGACAAAACGGACGGGCGGAAGAGCGAACUAAACAGGGAAGCAAACAAAACAGUUCCUAUUGCGAAUUUCGAAUCAGAUUUAAUUUAACGAUAAAUGUUUUUUAACAGAGUAUUUUCGUUUACAAUAUUUCAUUAUUAAUGAAGUCUAUUUACAGGAUAAACCUUAAACAUCUUUCUGUACAAAACAGAAGGGAUUAAUUCUCUUGUUUGUGGUCGCCGAUGUAUACAAAUAAUUGGAUAAAAAUAUUAAAUUAAAUGAAAUUAUAAGGCAGCUAUAAAACACUUUGGCAGCUGGUUUUCCUGCGUCGUAUUUAAUUUCCGACGUGCUCGCGUCUCAAGGUCUUUUAAUCCACCGUAAAACACACUAUUAAAACGAGGUAAGACCGAAAUGUUUUAUCUGUACAGGCUAUAAUCUUUUUGUGAUUUAUAUUUCGUCGGUAUCGUAAUUAGAUUCAAUGAAAUUAUUUCUCUAGAACCUCGAUAACUCGAACUCGGAUGACUCGCAUUCCCCGCUAACUCGAACUGUCUUUCGUUUCUAUUCAGAGUUCGAGUUACCGGGGUUCUAUUGUGGUGACGGUAGUUGACGUGUUCACUCAGCGCUGAAAUCCUAUCUCCUUAUAACACAACCGUCUCCCCUACUCAGCUGAAACUGAAUACAACAUCUCGUAGCCGCUCAUCGAAUAUCACUUUUUUAUCUCAACGUAGUUUCUAGUACUGAAUUUCUUCCAGUUAAGUCUCAACUCUAAUGAAUAUUCCUGGUGGAGUCUUUAAUGUAAUCAUUGAGAAUACAGUAAAACCGCGGUAACUCGAACUCUGAAGCGAAACGAAAAACAGUUCGAGUUAGCUGGGAAUUCGAGGUAUCGGGGUAAAUUUCAGUGAAAUUUUGAACAAGGGAAAGAAAAUUUAGUUCGAGUUAGCGGGGAAUUCGAGUUAUCCGAGUUCGAGUUAUCGAGGCUACUGUAGUAUAAAAGCUACUCAUUCAGGUUAUCCACCAAUAGUUUUAUUUAUAUUGUACCCGUUGACCACAUUUAUUUGCACGGCCCGAACAAACACGCAAAGGUUUUCACUAAUUAUACGAAAUUAUUUUCAUUAAUUAUUUUCACUAAUUAUACGAAAUCAAAGCAAAUUACACUUUCGUUAACGAUGAUCCACUUGCUUCCAUCUCGAUAAUCAUGCAUUUUAUCGCCAAAUUAUAUGUUCCGCUUUUUUCUCUUUUCUGUUUUAGUCGAAAACAGGCAGGAAUUUUUUGUUUUUAAUAGCGAAAUCAAGGUAAAGUAAGUUUUCGCGGGAGCUAAAUUCGUGAUCCCUUAAAGUCGCAAGAGUGAUCAACAUUAAAUUUCUCCAAACAUAUGGAUACGCAAUCAAGUAGAAAGGUUAUGAGAAUUAGAAAAUGAUCUUCAAGAGAAAAAUCUCUUGAUCUUUUAAUUGAUUUUCUCAACUUAUUUUUCAAGGAAAUGUAUGGAGAUGAUUGUGAAGAAUUUGAAUGUGGAUAUUGGGAUUAAACUUAACGAUAAUCAUCUUCCAUCAUAAUAUUCUUGCACUUUGUCACCAAAUUACGACGUUCUGCCUUGCUCUGUUUUCUGUUUUUAACGAGUUUUGUUGCAUUUGACAUUGUAGCGUGUUAUAAAAAUGGAAUAUGGGCAGGCAAUAGUUUCAUUUAACACUGAUCAGAAUCUAAAUUCUCCCGAUAAUAUCUCUGCCUCUUUACUUCAAGGUCAUCACAGUAAAAACAGUGAUAAUCGAAAAUAAUAUACGCUCAGUGAUCAAACGAUAUCUCCUCAUCAGUGCCAUGUCAAUUGUAUGAAAAAAGUAUGGAGAAUUUGCAUGCUAGUACCAAGUCUCAGAUGUGAGUCAACGCUCCUUGCUAUUUAUAACGUGAUGAUGUGUGCUUUCACGUUCACGAAAGACGUGACAAGGAAGUUUGCUUUAUCAUCAUUCUCCAAUAUGUUAGCAAUCGUGUGAAGAUCUCUUAGGUUUGACAUGACUGAACGUGAUCAUUAAGCUCUAUUUCGAAUCACGUGUACGGGCAAAUGGAAAUCUCGUCAGAUUCAUAUUGAUAAUUUAGUAAUUACAAUAUAAGCGGGAAAUUACUUUGCAGAAUACUAAAUUCAGUUCUUAUAGAUGGACUACGUGACAUGAAACUUCCUAUUUUCACGGUGUGAAUCCGAUAUGAUAAAUAGUAAAUGAUCAUAAGCGAAAACUUGGUCACGUUCUACAGAUUAAAGUUGGUCCUUUCCCUGUAACCUGAUUUUGAAUCAUUCUAUUGUUAGCGUGAAAUUUUACGGUUAUCCGAGAGGAUAAUACUCUUCGUCCCUCAUGGUGUAGGCUGUUAAAUGUCUUGAUUGUUAAACAAAUUCUCCUCGUAAGUACCAUAGGAAAUAUAGGGAAAACGUUGAUGAGAAUCAGCAUAUUGAUCUGGGGGACGGGGAUACGGUUUAAUCCUUUAAGCCCCAAUAGAGACCUUUAGAUUCCAGGACGAGUACGACUACGAGUACGAGAUUUUCUCAAUACUAAGUAGUGUACGCGCGUGAACCAGCGUCAUUUUGGCGGGAAAACGUGGUAGCCGUCGUCAUUCUACUACGAGUUUUCGCGCGAAUGUCGUGGUGGCGAAAACAAGAUAUCAAAUGUUAGAAGUUUUAUUAUUUUGCGAUCGGGAGAGCGCGUAUAACCUCCUUAACUAAAGAUAACAAUGCUAACUUUUCUAGUGAAAACUGGUAAAAUAAAGCUUUCCGUUGAGUCUAUAUUUUGAGAAUACGCGAAAAAACUUUAAGUCAAAUCUCGUACUCGUAGCCGUCCUCGUCCUCGAAUCUAAAGGUCUCCAAUAUCCACAUACAAAUUCUCCUGACUGAUCUUCAUACGUUUCCUUAAGAAUUAGUUGAGAGAACUUGUUCCAGGAUCAAAGCUUUUUCUCUUUGGUGAUCAGUUUAUUGAUCCGUUUUCUCUUAAUUGUGUAGGAUUUAAAGGGCUUAAGAUGGUAAACAUUUCUUCACAGUUUUGGCUUAAAUUUUUUAGUUAUUUUCAAAACUUACUUAGAAGUAUUAUUACUGCAUUUCCAAUUAUAUCAAAUGAGGAACGGCAAGAUUUCCGUCUCUGUUGUAUAAGUGUUCCUUAAUCUGAAUGUUCCACCGCUCGCAAUUGUUACCUUGGAAACAAAACCCUUUUAGCUUUUUAGCGUCAAAUUAAAUGAGAAUGAAAUAUAGCAAGUUAAUAGUUUCUACUUAGUCUCUAUAUCAACUGUCACGUUUGAUAAACAUUGUAUUAGUAUAUCACAUUAGAGCAUUUGUUAUCUUCUUUGUGGGUUGGGAUUAACCAAUAAGCAAUGUUCUGACUUAAAAGGUAUAUUUUAUACAUUUUGAUAAUUUAAUUUUCCAUGCCAUGGCCAGUCAAUAAAUAAUGAAAUCUCCUUUGGUCUUUUGUGACAAAAUUUAGCAACACGUAAGCGUGUUAUUCUUUUGGUUUUUGAUUUGUAUUUUACCUUACCUGAUUGAAUUUCUCCGAUCUUCACGAAUUUUAUGAAGAUUUGAAAGUAAUGUUUGUUUUUUGAAUAUUAAAUCUGUAACCCGCCUACCGAGUCUAAUUUUGAGCAAGUGCUUUUAUACAACAAUAAUUUUUCGUAAACAGCUGUCUUCUUUUUCCGUUGACGAACGAGGAGCAUACAAAUAUAUACACCAAGAACAAAGUUAAGGUAAAUGUUUUUAUGCUGCACUAUAGUUAGUAUGUAUUUUUGAAGUUGCUAACCUGCGUUUACCUUUUAAGAAAUCUUUGAUGUACUUAAUCCAGUCGAUGGUGUCUUUUUGCAUUGAUAAACCUUAUUUGUUAUUGUAUCGUUGCAUAGAUAACCUUUUUGUUUAAUUUGAAUAUAAAAUUAUAACACCGUAAGUCAAAGCUUUUAAAUUUCGUGGACAACAGUUCGAAAUUAUUUUUUUUUCUGAAAUCUUAUUCUUGUACUCUCGCUUGCUGCGUUUGGGUUAAGUUACCCAAAUUUCAACUCGCAUUGUCAUCUGUCGCAUCGAGUUUAAAUGCUACUCUUUCCCAGUUACCGAUUUCCGCGUCUGUCAUUAUAUCGCAACCUCAGUGCCACAGAAGAUUCAACCUCGCAAUAUUUACCGUGCAAUAAAAAACUUUCUUUACAACGCAGGUUUAAAACGUCAGCGAGAUGAAUUCACUACUCGACCAAGAUGAAGACGAUGAAGUACGGCUGCAAGAAGCUGAAGAAGCCGUGCGUAUUGUGAGACGAUUUAACACCGCGAGAGACAAGGACGAACGCCAGAAAAAGAUCAUCGAGUUAUGCACAGACAUUGCGGGAAUUCUCGACGCAAAAAGGAGGUAAGGCCGUUAUAUUUGACGGUAUUUUGUUUUGUCAACUCUUCUGGGGUAGAAAUUUGAUUUUUAUUUUAGCUUAAUGCCUUUGUUUUUAAGGUACCACCAGAAUCGAUUAUAAAGGCUUGUAAUGUAACUCUACUUUGUGAUUUUAUGGACGAAAUCCUAUGGUGCGACCAAAUGAAACCUCUUUAACAGAACUUUUAUACAGCAAUACUUUUUUUCUUACUUUACAAUAUGAGAAGAUAGGAUUUACUAAGGUGUUUUUAUCAAUUUUUAUUGUACGCACUCUUGAACGUGCAUCUGUUGAGUUGUAACGCUAGAAGAAAGCAGGACAGACUAAUCGAAUAUUGUCCAUUUAGAGUUGUUUGCUGAAUCAUUCGUUUGAAUAAAGCUACUGUGACAGACAUAGUAUCUCCUUGAAUACAUUAGUCAGUCAACAGUUUGUCAAGUAUUUAUUUGCACUAAAGCGGGAAGACACUUUCAACAAAUGUACCAACUAAAAAAAAGAAGACAUAAGUGUCGCUGGAUUUCGAGUGCAGUUGUUAUUGGACUCUUUCGUCUUAGAAUAAACAGUUGGUUUUGAAACAAGUGAUAGUAACUCUACACGCUUUUGCCACGGUUGAUAAAGGAGUGAUUUAAAAUUUUCGACGCGAUUUAUUGCACGUUGAUUUUCGUAUCCUGUCCUCUUUUGAUAUGUACUCCUCUUUUCUCAAGUUGCUAAAAGUUGAAAAACUGCUGGAAAUACAGAAUAAUAAAACGCGCGCUUAAAAGCAAGUAAGUGUCUAUUUGUGGCGGGAAAUUCAGAAGGAGAAAGUGGUUCUCAUUGGUUGACUUAUGUUCGUGUUUGCUGUUGCUGUCCGCUUAUUGGCUAAUUUUGUUAAGUAGUUACUUAGUAAAUUAAAUACGCCUUCAAUAACCAAUAUUUAAACUGUUACUUAUUGCGAUGCAAAUUAGAUGGGGGUGGGACUUUCUAAUAUGUUCAUCAAAACGACAAACUGGUUUUUUAAACAGUUCCUUAAGAUAGGAUCACAAAGGCACAAAAUUUAUUGUUUUCUUCAGAUGUCGCGUGGUGAAAUUUUUUUUAUUCAAGUUCCCGCUGAAUUCCAGUCUCACCCUAGUUGUAAUUGAUUUUGUGCAGUUUUAUUUUAUACUUCGUAUACAAUGAUUAUCACUUAGGUUGUUGUAUUCUUUAUAAAUUGAUCAGUUUUAUAGACGAGGCAAAAAAUUCAAAGCCGUGUUCAUUUCUUGCGUUAGCCGAUUAGCACGCUACGUGAUUUUACGUUAUUCGGUAACGUACGUAACACAUCAUCAGCAUCAUCACGAUAAACGCGUGCUACCAACAAUUUUUCCAAAAAAUCUUAUUCCAUGAUUUAGCCUAACCCUAACCCUAACCCUAACCCUAACCCCACUUCCAUGAAGUUUUUCUGCAAAAAAGUAAUUUAUUUUGUAAGAGAAGCGAAAUGCGGCAGCACUUGGGCAGCGAAAUGAACGAUUGCUUGUUUUAAACAGGGUCAGGGUUUGAAAGCCUUGGCGACAAUAGGCCUUUGGCUUUAGUUGAUCACGUGAUCAAUUUUCGGUAAACACGAAAACAGUUCGCUUUUGAAAAAUUUUGUUAGCACAAGCUGAAAGAGCACAUAAAAAUUAGGUUACCUGUAAAUUUUCAGCCGUAUCACUCAAAAUUAGCGAAUAUCAUCCCUGGGGAUUAAUUAAAGAUGUGCAAAUGAGUAUAUAUAAUAAGAAACACUGGCACGCAUUGUCCCAUUUACUUAACUUUGUCCGACACGAAGGCGCUUGGCGACCCACUCACCCUCCCCAGCGAGUAAGUCGGACCAAGUCGGGUUCCAGAUUACUAAGGGCCUGUUUACAUGGAGGUGGGGGACCCCAGGUAAGUGAGGUAACCCGCUUAGGUGGGGUAACCCGUUUGUCCAUAUAAUCUCUCAUUUUAAUUUGAUCGCGUUUACAUGAUAGGUGGGGUGAGCCGCCAUAUUUUACCUCACCUACCUGGGGUCCCCCACCUUCAUGUAAAUAGGCCCUUAACUCAUGUAUUCAAUUCAGUCUGUCUUGGGCUUGUCCCAGGUCGGAUUGACUCCCCAUACCUUAUUCAUUAUAAUGUAAUGAAUAACAAUACCCAGGGAUGAAUAUUAUACUAUUUUUCAAAGAGAAUUUGUUUAAUAAUGUUAAAAAAUUUUUGCAAAUACAAAACAAUAAAACGCGCGCUUUAAGAACAAUAGUCUUUUUGUGGCGGGAAAUUCAGAAGGAGAAAGUGGUUCUCAUUGGCGGACUUAUGGUCGUGUUUGCUGUUGUUGCCCUUUGAUUGGCUAAUUUUGUUAAGUAGUUACUUAGUAAAUGAAAUACGCCUUCAAUAACCAAUAUUUAAACUGUUACUAAUUGCGAUGCAAUUUAGAUGGGGGUGGGGGCUUUCUAAUAUGUCCAUCAAAACGACAAACUAGUUUUUUAAACAGUUCCUUAAGAUUGGAUGAUAAAAAUUUUUUAUUUUCCGAAGUUAUCGCCUAGCGAAAUUUUUACUUAUUCAAGUUCCCACUGAAUUCUAGUUUCACCCUAGCUGUAAUCGAUUUUGUGCAGUUUUAUUUUAUACUUCGUAUACAAUAAUUAUCACUUAAGUUGUCGUAUUCUUUAUAAAUUGAUCAGUUUUAUAGACGAGCCAAAAAAUUCAAAGUCGUUUUCUUCUCUUGCGGUAGCCGAUUAACACGCUACGUGAUUAUAGGUUAUUCGAAAAUGCACAGUCGAAAAUCUUUGGAAAUGUUGUUGUUCUAGCCAACAGGUGCUUUGCGAAUGCGCGUGCGCUAGUGGAGCUAUCACUUAUUUGAUAGACAGCUGUGAUCGAUGUAAACAUGAAGCCGUUUUCAUUCAAAUGAACUCUAAGUGGAAGAGAUUGUGAUGGGAAUUCGACCACUGGCGCUAAGCGGUUGCCACAGAAAAGGCAGGCUUUGUUUAUAAAGCUCUUGCGCACUGCUUGAAGACGAAAAACGUUUCCUUGGAUCUUGGUGGCUAGCAACCGAGAAUUCAUCGCUAAAUCAAGACCGCUACCUCAAUCACUUUAGGCUUGCCAAAAGCGGCUAGUUCAGCUUUUGGUAAGAAUUUAUAUUUGGCUAUUUUUUUUUUCUUGCUUCUCAUUUGUUAUUUUCAGCAGGGUUUCAUUCAGGUGUAUUCAGGUGAUCUUUUGCUUUUACAAAAAGCCUUGAUCUUGUGCUCUAAUUUUCGACUCAAAAACAUAUAAAUUUCGCUACCCUCCUUCUCUUUUAUUUCAUAUCAGUUCGUGUUUUUUCUUCAGUUAUUUUAUACUAGUACAAUUCGUGCGAUUAUCAAAUCACCCUGGGGAAAAUUUGUAAUUGUUUUCCCGUAAAUAAUACGUCUUCAUCAAAUUUGAGGCAAUAAACUGCUUCCGCUUAUACUGAAAAUUAUGUGAUAAAAAUGGUAUCGAAACGAAUAAUUCUGAGCCGAGUUUACCAAACCAAGGUACAAUUUUUUCAGGGUCUUCUCGUUUUAUUUUAUGAGGACCAAUAUUACUUAAAACAUGCAGGUCAUGAUAAUUAAAAAUUUAAUUUCUAGUUUAUGAAUUUUUCAUUUUUCAAAUUUCCUUAGAAGCGAAUUUUUCGUUUAAAUUUCAUCUUUCUUUCCUUCUUUAAUAGCACAGUAUUUGCAAAACUGUCUUAUUUUUUUUUCAUUCAAAAUUCUGGGUGAAACUCUUCAUCCGCACACGAUGUUGCCAGGUUAUUACUUAUUUAUCGUUCAUCUGUAAAUUUUUAUGUUAUUGUUCGGAAAGAGGAAGUUCCUGUAAAUUCAAAAAAGCGGAAUUUAACUGCGUUUCUUCGAAAAUGGCGUAUUGCUGUCUCUUAAUGUUGAACCCUUUAAGCCCUUUAGAAGAGUGAUCAGCAUCAAAUUUCUCGUUGUAAUAUCACUGCUUUAUAAAACAGAGUGUUCAUGAGAAUUGAGGACAUGAUCACACAAGAUGAAUCUUAUUGAUACUCCCCACUACUUCUAUUGAAAACGUAUAGGGAUAAUAAAUGAGAAUUUGAAUUUUGAUGUUAGGGUUUGAAGGGUUAAUAACUGCUUUCAAUCCGCUUAGAAAGGGUCUGGUUUUGCGCGAAAAUAAUAAAAAAGCCAAGGAUUAUUUUCUUAAAAAAAUGGAAAAAAAAAACCUAAAACGUGUUUAACAGAUUUUCAGAUAGUUAUGAAACGUUGUUUUUUGGAAUUUUUAAUUAUGAACUAUUAGAGUUUUGACGGUAUUUUAAACCACUCUUGAUAAACCAACGUUUACAGGGUAACACGAUGAUGCGCGUGUUUGAGAUUAUAACACGCAAAAAUUAAAUACCUAUUUGAUUUGUUUAUAAUGGAGUGUCUCAAAGACUAAGGGCCCGUUUACAUGGAGGUGGGGGACCCCAGGUAGGUGAGGUAACCCGCUUAGGUGGGGUAACCCGCCUGUCCAUAUAAUCUCUCAUUUCAAUUUGAUCACGUUUACAUGAUAGGUGGGGUGACCCGCCGCAUGUUACCCCACCUAUCUGGGGUCUCCCACCUCCAUAUAAACAGGCCCUAAAGUACUGUGUUUUUGCUUGCCUAGUCCCUAGGGAUCUAUGCGUUUCGGGACACGUGGUUCGAGCGCCAGGGUUCGUCCCGGACACGUCACCGAAAUGCAUUGACCGAGAAGACCUGGGAAGACACCGUACAGGGACUAGGAAAAGUUUUAGUCAGUCACAGUAGACUCCAGUAUAACACAAACCAAUCAGAUUAUAAAACAAAUGAAGUAUCAUGAGCCGACGCCCGGCGUGAAAAACGAGUGUACCGUGGCAACCGAACGUUGAAACUCCUUAUCUCUCAUUAACUGUUGCAGACUUGAAGAUCUUGUUAAGAAACAAAGCGCCGAGCUCCAGGAACUUCGCCAACGAAUCCAUUCAGGCAACACCACCUCAACAUCAGGAAGAGGCUCGUUGACUCCUGAGAGCUGUCAGGAAUCCACCGCGCAAGUUUCUUCCGCUUCCUCCCCUGAACGGGCUACAGCGUUUUGUCACAGGGGUACUGAUCCACUGUAUGAAUGGCCAGAAAGGCCGUCGACUUGUACCCGGUCUACUAGCCCGUUGUUUUUCUCCGUUUCAAGCAUGAAUUCACAUGAGGAGUCGCACGAAAGUUUAUUAGCCAACCAGGAAUUGGCAGAAAAGGACAAUGAUACUUUGAAAGAUGACGUGGUGAGAGAGACGACUACUGUAAAUUGCCGUUUAGGCUUAUACAUCCUCGUAAGGGACUUUAAGAGGGCCUAUAAACGGGGAGUCUUAUAUCCGAGGGGACUUAUAACCGGGAUAAAAAAGCACCUCGCAACAAGCUAUUUCAGUGCUGAUCAAAAUACGUUCUGCAUUUACUGGUUUUAAUUUAAGCUUCAAAACGUCAUAAUAAGUCGAACUCAGUUGGGGGCUCGUCAUUGGAGCAAAAGGGGGGACUUAUAUCCGGGAUGUCCAGUGGCGGAUCCAGGGGGGGUUCCGGGGGGUCCGGACCCCCCUAUCAGACCUGACGCUUGUUUGAGACUGAAAUUCUUACAUCGACAUGAUCGUAUAUCACUUUUAACUGGCUGAUUUUUUUAAUGAAACACGCGUUGCAUUUUGCCACUAAACUAAAUUCCAGGGAUAUUCAAAACUGUAAUUGUUUUUGGGUACCCUCUUAUGAUCUGUUCGCCUUUGCUCGCAAAGCAGUAUUUUCCGCGGGCAACGGCGACCGGCGUUCACAGAUUGAGAAACACGUGGCCGUCUCUGUGAGAAAUAAUUUGCCACUAAAAAGUUCAACGGUCCUUUCUGAACCAAAGUUUGGAUCCCCCCCCCCCCAAUCAAAAAUUCCUGGAUCCGCCCUUGGGGCUUAUGAUGGAAUGUAGUUUUUCGUUUUCAGGUAGAUGGGCGGGUCUAUUACUGGGGGUGUGGGGUGAGCGACAGUUACGGUAUUGAGGAUUCUGAGAAACUGACUAUUUACCCCUCUCCCUAAGCCAACAUUUUGCCCUAAGUGAGUAGUAAGUGUUAACGUUGUCUUAAGGGAGGGGUAGGUGGGCAGUUUCCCAGAACCUAAAUUGAUCAACUUUUAAAGUGACGUAUAGAAACACGGAACUGACCUUAAGAGUCACUGCUUUCAGUGAAUGGAUAUUUGUAAAUUAUCCGUAGCCAUACCGUAAAAUUCCGAAAAUAAGCCCCGUGGCUUAUAUUUUUCAAAGGCCCUUUUUGAGGGGCUUAUCUACGGAGGGAAGUUUGUGUUUCAAAAUCGAUUUGGCUAGCCUUAUAGUUGGAAAGAAAUUUAACGUUUUCGCUUUGUUUUACUUUGUAUUUCAGGGCAAGUGCAAACCCCCCCUGGGGGGGGGGGUUAACGGAGGGUUUUUUGCGUUACGAGUUUGGGGGGCUUAUAUUUGGAGGGGCUUAUACAUGGAGGGGCUUAUUUUCGGAAUUUUACGGUAUCUGUAGACACGGGUAGAUUGCCUCUUACCACGAAGAAACGGCUUGGCUAUUGCAUUGCAUUACGGGGUUCAUGCCUUAUGCACAUAUUAUGGCAGACAUGGUCGGGUGCGAACAUGUUCCCCUACCCUGUAGGCGGAACGGUGUAUCUCAUGGUUUCUGGAACUAUUAAAAUGACAGGGAACGAAUUCUAACAAAAUGAAAGAGCAGAGAUGAAGGUUAACAGAAGCCCAUAGAGUGUUUUCACAUGACAUCAGGGCGGCCAUAUUAGUGCUCUAAACCAAUCCUGUGGGAAUUGAACUCUUUUUUUCUGUAAACGGUUUUUUUUGUCCGAAUAAAUUUGCAUGGAUUUUGGCCUCGUGAGUGAAAACACUCUAUAACAAUUCGAUAUAUUAUCACCUUUUCAAGAAAUACUUUUACCAAAAUACAUAUAUCAUCAGUUUUAUGCCUCGGCAAUGUCAAAAUGUCGGGCAGCAAGUUAUUAUAAACCUACUCUUGAAGUAUAACGUUAGCAACAUUCACUUCUUCACUUAAAGGAUAAAUCAGGAACGGAAGAUGAUAACCAAUUAGAUGAAGAAAACAACUUGGAUGAUGAUAGGAACCAACGAAAAGCGAGAUAUGGUGGUGAUGAAUCGGAAGAAAACGAAGGCGAUCGAACACAAACCGAACACAAGAAACACGACCGGGAAAAUAGAAAAAGGUGAUCCAAAUUUAUUCUCCCCACUCAUGUAUAAUAGGAAUUGUUGAAUACCCUUAAAAACUUGAGAUUCCCGCUUUGUAAUGUUAUUUCCACAGAUGAUCCAUUGUGUUAGUUCACUUAAAGAUAUGUGAUAUUUGCUGAUGAUUAUGAUGUCAGAUGACGUCCUUAGUUUUGCAGAACCACUAACUUGGUUAAAAAAAUGUCGACGUUAACCAUUCGAUGUAAAUUUUUACCGUAAAAUAGUUGUGGCAUUCAUAGGUUUAACGUUUGUUUUUUUAGUGCAUCACAGCAGAAAAGUUCCCGCACAAAGAUCUCUUCGCAGACCGCUAGGACCGGCAGAAGGUCGGAAACAAGCUCUAAGAAGACAGAUAGAAAGCGAGCCCCAGUGGUACGAGACUCCUCGCCAAGAAAGACCGCUGGGCAAAAACCGGCCCAAAAGUCAUCACGAGAAAAAACGUAUGAGACGCUUUGGAAAAAUAACCAGUUAAACCUGUUUAACGGGAGGUAAGUAAAUUCAAGCAGAGAAAAGUGUAAAGCUAUUUGCAGCCAUGUCUAAAUCAUCAACAAAAAAGAAAGAUAGUCCUUGCAUUAGAGUUAUGUUGACUUUUCUCUGUCAUAUGUUAUCGUUUCCUAAAAUCAUUUCUUUUUACAUCUUAAGCGCAAAAGAGCGAAGGAACAAUGCAAGGAAUAAAGCAAAAGAAAAAACCGCUUCUGGGUAAGGUUCUUCUCUCAGUUGCAUCAUUAUCAACGUAAGCCGUUCUUCAAGAAAACGUACUCGUAUUUUCUUAACUUUCCUUUAAUUUUCCUUUCCAGAAAUAAAUCCGAAGCGACGCGUCUAAGCGGCUCUAACAAGAAUGCCAGUGACAGGCGUUUGAGUGACACGUCGAUGAGUAGUUCAGAAAGCGAAAAAGACGAAGAACUGACAAGAAAGGUAAGACUGGAAUGUUAAGAGGACACUGUCUUACCAAAAUAUUGUCAUUUCGAAAUGGAAGAUUUGGUCCAAAGAUUCAAAAAAUCAAUACUACGUUUUGUCCCUAUGAUUGAUAUCAGGCGCUGAGCGUGUACAUUCUUCUUCUCACCGAAAAACUGACCAAAGCCGGCGUUUAGUGUAACUUACACUUCUGGAAUGUUAAGCUUAUUUGUUGUGUCUUGAUAACAUAGCAAAUGUCGGUAUUACCAUGUUUUCUCCUUUUUGAAGGUUAACCUCGAGCUUACUUCAGAGUACUGGGAAAUUCACAAACUAAUCAGAUUUUUGAAGGUGAGUGAGUGUAGAAAUUGGCAGAGUUAAAAUUGAACAUACACUGAACAAACGUUGCAAUUUAUCAUAUUAUACUAGACACAUUUUCUUUAUUUUAGUAACUUUCUGUUACCUCUUUUUGACUGUCUUCUCUUAUUUAGCGUCUUGGCCACGUGCGAUGCCGAUGACAUGCGUUUCUCACCAUAGACACCUUUUCCCACGUUUUGCACCGGCGGCCAAAUUUCUCGGCGUCAAAUUUUUCAGCGACACAUUUCCCGCGUUUGUUGUCACCAGCCGCCAAUUUCCCCGCAAUUUAGGCACCAGCGACACGUUUUCCCACGUUAAACAUCAGCGAAAAGUUUUCCCACCUCUUUGCGCUAAUAAAUGAAUCAACCCGUUGGUAAUUUGCGUAUCUUUAGUUUGGUUGGAUUUUUUGAGUUUGUGAAUUCAUUCGAAGCUCUCCACAACGGCCACCUUUGGUGCAAAAAAAGUUUCCUUUGUAGAGAGGUGGUUGUCAUAGCCUGCGCACACGAAAAAAACGGGAGCGCGCGAAGGAGACACGCACGACACGACAGGACACGACACCUCUCUCGUGUCUCCCUCGUGCGCGCCCGUUCUCUCUUUCGCCCACUACUUCCAAGCGCCUGCUACGCAGGCUAUGGUUGUCAGUGAAAGUCCGACUUGGCUCAGUUGUUCGAACGCCAGUUAGGGCUAACUCAGGGUUAAAUUUUAACCCAGGCUUCUUUUUCUUUUCUAACCUGUGAACCUCGCGAUUUUUUCACCCUUUCCCCAAACAGAGAGUCUGUUCACAGGCUGUUUCUUUUCAUCAAAAGCACUCUCUCGGAUAAUUUUCUAUAUUCUUUUUAGAGUAUCCAAUCAUCAAAUUAUAGGCAAAGAGAAUUAAAUUGAAUUUGUUUUUUAAGCUCUCAUCUCUGAGUUCAAAUUUCGCACUUACCCUGGGUUAUCUUAACCCUGCUUCGAGCAACCCGGCCCAGCUGUAGGUUAUCUAACGGCAGAAUCAUUUCCUAGGUUAGCAACCCUACCGCUACUGUCAUCUGCCUUUGUGUUCUGCGGGAUGUCGGCCUUGAGCUGGAGACGAAUCAGUUGGCGAUAAUGGAGCUGGGAGGAAUAAGCAUUCUUCUUAAUAUUCUCAAGACGGAUCAUUGGCGCUGCGUAGUAAGUAGCGCAGUUACCUGUUCUUCGCGGGACGCCAUGGGUUAAUGUCGCGGUUCAAAGCAUAUGCCACAUGUCGCGGGCAAAAAGCGCUUCCCAGGUCUUGGUAAUAACCACAGUCAGUAGAGGGGACUAACUAUAUAAUAACUAAAAGUUACCGAGUGCGGGCGACAACAGUCGACGGUCAAAACGCUCUUGCUCCAAUGCUCCAACGUAAGUUUCAAGUGAUAGAUGGUCAAAUGCACGUGAUAAGAUUACGAGUGAUAGAAGGUCCAAAGUCCAAAUGCGCGUGAUCAGAUUGCGUUCUGUGCAUUACAUUCAUUCCUAGUGGAAGUCUAAGGAAAUAGUGGCUUCAUAAGCGCGCUCAUGCGUAAUAGCAACCUGGAGGUUAGGAUUGCGGGCUCCUCUUGUCGCUUGCAACUAGACUAUGAACAAUCAAUUCGAGUCGAGUUGGACUUGGAAUGUGGGAAGGAGUGUCAUGAGUAUGACAAGUGCUUAUGUUGUCGGUUACCAGUACCAAAACACCUUUUUUACUUCAUUUUUUUUCUAGAACUACUUCUCGGGAACCGUGAGAAUUUCUUGUAUCGCGCCUGCAAUCAACGACUUAUGGGGAAAUUUAGUUCUGUUUCCAGGGUUAUCGGACAUUACCCUAACCCAAGAAACGAUCAUUGUUGUGAUCAAUUUGUUUAUAUAUAUAUAUUUUUAUAGGUUGCCUCUCUUAGAAUCCUGAAGAUUAUAACGAAAACAAAGAGGAUAAACAUGGAAAUUUAUCGCCUGGGAGGUAGUUAUAUGAUAUUAAACGAUAUCAUUUAGUAUGGUGUAAAAAGGCUGAAGUAAUUGCAUGCAGUGAGGUAAUUUCAUUUCAAAUAUUUUGAGUGCAAGGACUAAUUGGUGGUCGCAUUAAUUUGUUUAGUUGCGGCUUGUGAAUUCUGUAUGCGUAAGUAGUGCAAAGUCGCAUAUGUACAACGCGAGACUAACAAUAAGCACUUUGAGUUAACACCGCAAUUUUCACCUUAACUAGAAUUCACUUGCCACCACUUGUGUCACCACGCCAUAAAAUGGGGAUUAUCCUUUGGGUGUUAAUUCACGUUGCUUUUCUCUGGAAACCAGACCUUGUUAUUUUUUUUCUCUCUUGUGUACAGGCAUCCAGCAGCUAAUAGAUUGUCUUCAAAGCCACGUGAAAGAAAUCCAAGCCCUCGCCGCCGAAACGCUUAGUCAAAUUAUCACAUUUCGAUUGGCUUAUAAUGCCGUUAGGCGAGGAGGAGGAAUCAAGCGGUUGGUAAGAAAACGUCGUUAUUGCCUUGGUUUUGUUCGUUUUUAGCCUUUUGAUUGGUUAAUAUUUCUCACGCCACUGUGUCAACCAAUCAGGAUUCACCUCGGCUUUAAGCCAGUCGUGACUUGGUGACACACAUUUUCCCGCCCUCGGCACCAGUUACAUGGCUUUAUGUACUCAUUUUUCUGAUUGGUUCAUUAGAUCAAUUGUCUGUGCAAUCAGCUUUAAUACACUACAGAAAAAGUCGCUCUUACAUAAUUCACUUGUAAUUCCACAGAUAAAUCAUAACUGUUUCUAAGGAGUCACUGGUAAUCACGCUAGUACACUUGCUGUUUAGUUACUUAGUUAAAUGUUAGCUAAGUUUUGAAAUCUCUUUAUUUUUACGUCGUUAAACUUCUCUCAGGUUAACAUCAUUCAGCCUGGUAACAAACGACGCCAUAAAAACCCUCCUAAAGGCGAAGACGACUUCAGGCUGACUCACCAUACGUGUAUGGCGUUAUGGAGCUGUAGCAGAUGCCGGAAAAACAUCCAGGCUAUCCGCGCUGCUGGCGCAUUACCGAUACUCGCUUCCUUAUUGGUUAGUGGACAAGAUGACGUCAUUUUACCCGCGAUGGGAAUCAUUCAAGAAUGCGCGACCGAGGUACGUAAGGCAUCAGCAAGUCUGGGCUGAAUUGAUGGGAGAUCACUGCAGAUUCAGGAUCAAUUUCCAUUAAAAAUUAACCCUGGGUUAUAGUUAACCGGGCUUCUAGUCUCGUAGUGGCUCACAACCUCUUUGGCUUUUUCAAGUUUUUAUUACAAAAAGCAACUUUGAUAAAAAUCUCUGAACAGUAGCCGGGAAAAGGAUGUAAAAGGAAAAUCGAUGAGUAAAAAAAAAAACGGGCCGAAUUUAUUAUUCGGGUAUUUUUAUCAUGGUCCUGAAACAUUAUUUGCUGUCAACGACCGACAUAUCCAACAAUGUGAUUAUCGCUGCAGAAUCAUCUUUUUGUCGACAUCAUGAAGUUUUUCGUUCCCUCAAUGAUUACUCCUUAGUUACGUGUUUUCGUACCUUUAAGUAAUCUUAUAUAUUAAGAGAUAAUUGAGUGUUAUGGUCGGUAUUUUUGGCAGCCUGUUUUUCGGGAGGAUAUCCGCAGGGAGGGGAUAGUGGAGACAAUUGUCAAGCACCUCAAGGGAGGAGAUGUGUCUCUCAGAACACUUUGUGCGACUGCUCUGUUUAAGGUACGCGACAAUAUCCUUUAUUUCAAAAACCUCGCUAAGUGUGAGACGUUCCUGAAUGUGCUUAACUCAAUCUUGAUUAGUUUUUUCAAUUUUACCAACUGUUUUGAGUAGGUCUGGUUUGCAUUAAAUUCAAAAAAUAACAUAGAGAGCUUACUUUUCCAUUAAUGAACUGCCAAACCUGUUUAACUUGUUGUUUUAUUCGUUACACAGUGCGCUGAAGAUGACGACACACGGGAGAUUAUUUCUCGUCAUGGUGGACUGGAACUUCUCGUCCAGCUAAUGGCGUCCAGGUCAUCUGAAAAGCAGCUUCUCGCGGCUACGGUUGGAGCUAUGUGGAAGUGUUCCUUGAACAAAAACAAUGUUAAAAGGUAGAGGAACAACGACUCUGUGUUGUUACUGUAAGCGCCAGGAAUGUUACGCCUUGAAAAGUGUUUUUAAAAAAAAUUGUGUGUGCGCCUGUUUUGUAGCUAUGUUAGUGUUCAAGCCUUUAGUGCAGUUUGGGUUCAUUUGACGGUUAUUGUUCGUGUAUUUUUAGUUUUUUUUUCACGUAUUGUAUACUUUUAGGCGUUUUUGCGAUUACAGUUGCCUUGUAAUGGUCACAGUUUGUACCUAGAGACAGAUGUACAUCAAACUCUAGUUGUAGAGUUUUAAAAAGUAUUUUCAAAACUCAGUUGUGUUUGCUUCGAACUCUAACAGACUCAGUCCACGAUCUUACUGGAAAGCCGAGUAACAUGGUAACUGACCCAACUUCUUUUUCUUAUGGAGCUUAAUUUUAAGGGACAUUCUGAGUAAUAAAGAUUGCCUCUUUUGCAUUUCAGGCUUGAACAGUUUGGCGCUGUGAAAUCAUUAAUCUUGCUGUUAAAAACUCCAGAUCAAUCACAUGAGGUACGUUAGGUCACCGGGGAUAGAGCUAAUUAAACAUCAUAAUAUUGAUGGAGUAUUUAUGAAGCUUAGGUAUUAGUUGAAUAAAAUGAUUGAGGCAAAAUCUGUUAGGCUUACAACCCUUGGGCUUCGCACUAGUUUGAUUUAAGCUGCGAUAAAGCAGGAUUGAUAUUUAGAUGUUCAAUGCCAUGCUUAGUGCGCAUGUGUAGCGAUCGCAGUAACAAUUGCGGUGUUCCAGUCCCCUCUCGUUUCCUAUGUGGCGAAUGGCCAAUGUCGUAAUUGAUUGAAAAGCUAUAAUCCCGGCGAACUCUUCGGGCGCUCCCGGACCUAUUUGAAAGAUUGUUUUUGAUUAGCUGCGAAAACAAUAGGCAUUGUCACAUAACAAUGACCCUAUCCCUGAAAACAAUGGAGGUGCAGAUUGAAAGGGACCAGUGAAAUAAGAGGUUUGGAACGGUGCAGGUCUUCUGAACCCUUCGUGUGUUUGACGAUACUCUUGUAAUUUAAGGCUGAUGAUGGUUACCAUUUUUCCAGGUUCUAGCCAACACCUUUGGUGCUUUACAUGAGUUUGCACAGUACAGCAAGCGAACUCUCCUCUCCAUCAGGGAUGAGAAAGUUAUUCCUGUUGUUGUUCGAGCGCUGACAAUCACGGAAAAUGCUCUUCUCAUCAAUGCCACUAGACUUUUAGCCGUCUGCGCUAAAGAACCAAUAUGCAGAAGGUUAGUUUUUAGAUCAAUAUCCAUGUUCUCCACACUGCUCUACAUACAUUCCACAUGGUCUUGGCUAGGAGACUUUGAAAGUCGACCCAGUCUCUUUCUCGUUUUCAAAGUGACGAAUUAGGAUCCGUAUUCUACACUCCAGAAACUUUGGGGAGACUGGAAAAGAGCUUUCAGCCCAAAGAGUUGUGGGGAUCGUUUAUUAACCAAUAUGAGCUAAUAAGCUCUUAAGUCGUCAACCAUUUAAAAUUGACGCUGUUUACACAAGCGGGUGAACUUAGAAAUUUUACAGUACGGAGAAUGCCCUCAGUCUAUUUGCAGUAAGUCGCCCUCUUGAAGGGACAGUUUCGUUGCAGAUGACUCGUUUUUUUGUUACAGCUUGACCAGUUAUAUGCGGCUAACACCAAGUCGCCUGGAGAUAGUGUGUAUUUAGUUUUUUUAUUUUUAUUACUAUUUUCUUUUAUAGUUCGGUGCUGAGUACAGAUGGAUUAAGACUUCUUUGGUCUUUGUUGAAAUUUCCCGAACCAGAGGUAUGAAAAGGAUUUUAAAGCAUUCACUAUUAUCAUCAUUACCUGAUCGACGUCAUAUCCAACGCCAUUACUAUAAUCCAUUAUCAUCAUCAUCAUCAUCAUCAUCAUCAUCAUCAUCAUCAUCAUCAUCAUCAUCAUCGUCGUCGUCGUCGUCGUCGUCGUCGAUGUCGUCAUCAUUAUCGUCGUCAUUAUCGUCAUCAUCAUCGUCAUCAUCGUCAUCAUCAUCCCCGUCAUCAUUCGCGUUAUUUAUAUCAUUAUUGUCGUAGUGAUCAUCAUCAUCACGGACAUCAUCACUAUCAUCAUCACGUGAUUAUCAUUAGUGCCUUGAUUUAAGCAUCAUUUUUAUGUACUAUCACCAUCAUCAUUUUCAUUAAUAUCAUGGCCAUCGUCAUCAAUGUCACUAGCGAUGACAUCUUGGCUAUUUUCAUCCACACAUUUAUCUUUAUUAGUGCUUUUAUCUUCGUUCUAACACGUUAUAUUGUAGGUUGUCGCUGGAGCCGCUGAAGCCAUUGGUGAGUGUGUUGUGGACGUAGAGGUAAGAAAAGUUUUUUCAUGAAAUUAAGUUAGUGAGUGCGUUUGCUUGUAAUGUCCUAUUGAACUCAAAUAAUAACUAUGAUGGUUAAAAUUCAUUCUGAUUUUUUUUCGCGCCGCCGGACACUAUCUAAGGGCCUGAAAUAGGCUGAGACUUGUUGCUUUUAAUUUAUCCUUCCAGGAGUCUGCUGAUGUGGUACGAUCAUUUGUUGGAGGUCUGGAACUGAUUACCAGUCUUCUUCGGUCUGAUAACAAGCAGGUCAGUCGACAUCACCUGACCUUUUGUAAACAAUGGAGUCUAUCAGACUUUAGUAAAAUCCAACUAAUGGUCUAUUAUCGAGGCUGCGUUCUGAUUGGUUGAGCUACUACUAGGCUAUAUGUUAUAGCCCACUAGUAGCGAAAAGCGUCGGCUUUGAAAACCAAAACAAUGGCGGCGGAAUCUCGUUUUGCCAGCUAAAGUUGUUUUGUCUCGAUAUUUUUACCAACUAGUUGGAUUUUACUAAAAUAAUUAUUCCUCUCGCCCUCUUGGCCUCUGAGUCAGUAGCCUAUUCGGCCGACUCAGAGCCCAUUCGGGCUCGAGGAACAAUUGUUAAAUAAACUACUUAUACAAGCAUUGGAAACAGUUUAUUGAAGCCUAGAGUGGGAGAACACUUCGCCAAAGGAACGAGGCCGAGCGGUUAAAGCGCUGGACUGGUAAUUCGGAAUCCCCGAGUUCAAGUCCCGCUCUGACCGCUAGCUGAAUUUGUUUUCGGUAGUUUCCAGUUCAAAUCCUCGACCACGCUUGUAAAAUAGCCAACUGGUUUGUCUCCUACCAGUUGAGUGGGAUUCUUAAAAAUCUUAUGUUCCAUUAUCCCUGAAAAGCCCCAUAACGGGAGAGAAUAAUAUUAAAGUAUUAUUAUUAUUAUUAUUAUUAUUAUUAUUAAGAAAAUAAUUAGAAUCUUUAUUACAAAACCUCAAUUAAAAUCCUAUUUACAAUCAACCUGCUUUUACAAAAAAUCUAAUUAAUUCAUCAAAACACUAUUCAUUUACAAAUUCUAAAAAAUGGAAGUAACUUAACCUUACAUAAAAGAAGAGGAAAUAGAUAUAAUUAAUAAUAAAAUUAUUAUUAUUAUUAUUAUUAUUAUUAUUGUUGUUUUAAGUAACGGCUUGGAAAUGAGUUUUCAAGCAGUUUGCUUGAGUGGUCCGAAACUGAGCACGGGAAAACUUUUUCACGGCUCUUCCAGUGGCUGCAACGGCAAGAAUAUCCAUCGUAAUAUAAUAUACCUGCGUGCGAGAAAUUCCGCCAGCUACUAGGUCAAACAAAAUGUUUUUCGUAAUGUUUUGUAUACAGGUGCUGAUAUGUGCUAAUAAAGCAAUAACCAACAUCGGCAAAGACAGAGAGAACCUCUCUAUCCUGACUGACUAUGAGGUGGUACCGCUGCUUAUUGACCUGGUCAAUACGGUAAUACGACCGAAUGAAUUACCUCUUAUCUGGCUUAACAUUAGACAUCACAAUCUUAUUCCUCGAUCGUGUGCGGCUCAUUACUGCGCAUGUCACGAUGGUAUGCCGUGCCGUACCUUAAGCGUGCCCCAUUGAUAAGCUGCUGAAGGCUAUUAUAUACUAACUGUUGAACAUAAGUAGAAUUACUUUAGUUCUAGACUUUCUAAAGAAGGAAGAAAACAAAGUCCAUACUUGGCCAGUUUAAUUUUAUUUCUUUCAACGUACAUUGUCAUAUUAAUUCCUUCCUUUGGAGAGUUAUUUGACAUUGUCCUGAACCUUGAAAAUGUAUCUUAGCCUAUUCUGCGAAUUUUAUGACAAAAGUAGUGUGCACCUUGAAAAACGUGCGGUGAAGGCUAGUUAGCUUAUCUUUUCUUCAACAAGCAACUGAGUAUCGGAUCACCGCUUAUCUUUUUAUGUCGGUUUUUACUUUUUUCACCCCUACGUACCAAUUUAGUUUUAAUAGAAAUGGUGUCCUUGUUGUAGAGAUUUUUUGUAGCAAAGAGUGGGCAUCGUAAGAUUUUAUGACAAGAUAGCGUGGAUCUUGAAAAAUCUCUAUUUUUUCUUAUGCGUAGGAAGAUGAAGAGCUAAAGCGAUGGGUCGCGGAGGCAAUUGCAACGUAAGCCAAUCUUUCUUGUAUUUAUAAAUAAGUUAUGCAGUCGUUAUAUGCUCGUUUUCAUCUUUUAAACGAAAUAUGUAACAACUCUAAUUUAGGUGCAGUGGACUGGAAAAGAACAUCAAGUCAUUCUCACCAGUGGUCGUUCCCCUGGCGGAGAGCCUCAAACGUUCCUCUGACGUGGCCGUCAAACGAGCGGUCGCCUGGGCGCUAGAAAAACUAUCACGUGACCAGUACAACUGUUACUUGAUUCACCAGCAUGAUUCUCUGAAGGUAACGUGACUUGCAAUCGCUAAGAUCAACUUCGCCAAAGUAACUCUCACCAUUGUUUAAUCUUCUUUGCACAAAUGAAUAUCUGCGGAACAAAUUUCAGUGAAGAUAUGAUCGUCGCAGUGGUAAUUGCAAUUAAAGCAAUUGCAAAUUAACCCGAAAAAAAUUAGUGUAGUGUUACUAGUGAAGAGAAUUCGUUUCAUAAUCAAAGUAGUCUACCUCAAUGAUAUUUCCUUUAUUCUUAUGACCAUCAAGUUUAAUCAGUGGGAUUAUCAGGAGAAAUUAGAUGCUGAUCACGAAAAGGUUUAAAGGGUGCGACUUUUGGCUAAUAGAGUCAAUGCGCAUGCCCAGUAAGGCCGGAAGACAAAAAGGCUAGUCAUGACGCCUAAGCCCCUUGUGGAUAAGCACAACGCUGAGUCCGGAAACAGGAAGCUAAAAUACGAAAAAAAAAGUUUGAGGUUAACUAGCUGUGACGUUAAACUUCUAUAACGGGACGUAGUUUAAAAGAAAUUGGACAUGAUGAUUGCAACACAAAGCUGUUAUACACUGUAGUUUAAGUGAUUUUUUAAAAUUUUUUUCUCUCUUUUUUCCAACAGACGUUAUUGACAUUAACAGGAUCGACGGAUGAGCGAGUCCAAGAGGCAGCGGCAGCCUGCAUAAAAAACAUGCGCGUAAACACAAUGAACAUGCUUUCAAGAUAG